Molecule: messenger RNA, 860 nt
Organism: Tarenaya hassleriana
Lineage: Eukaryota; Viridiplantae; Streptophyta; Magnoliopsida; Brassicales; Cleomaceae
Product: 22.0 kDa class IV heat shock protein-like
Exons: 1
Coding region: 155-754 (199 amino acids)
Biological process (GO): protein complex oligomerization; response to hydrogen peroxide; response to salt stress
Source: RefSeq, a predicted model, not a curated record
CUCCAGAACAUCAUAUCAUCGUGUAUAUAUACACACAUAUACAUACACAUACCCCCAUCACCAAGAACAGUGUAAAAACCCUAAAAAGAUUACAAGAACUAAGCCCAAACUUCACCCUUAAUCAUCCAAAAGUCUCCACAUUUUGAAAUUUCCCAUGAUCUCCGGCCAAGGAAUUACGAAAAUGCCACUCCCCACGCUCUUCGCCACUCUCUUCAUCGCAUUCCUCCUCCUCGCCAUCGAACAAGCCGAUGCCUUGAUGCCAUACACUCGUCCGUUCUUCGACAUAAUGAUCCCGACGGAAGACCCGUUUCGGGUCCUCGAGCAGUCCCCGUUGUCGGCGCCGCCAAAGGGCAUCUCCGAGACGCCCUUAGCGCUGGCGAGGGCGGACUGGAAGGAGACGCCGAGCCGCCACGUCAUCACCCUCGACGUUCCCGGGCUCAAGAAGGAAGAUAUAAAGAUCGAAGUGGAGGAGCAUAGAGUGUUGAGGAUAAGCGGAGAACGGAAGAGGGAAUAUAAAGAAGAAAGAGAAGGAGAGAGAUGGCACAGAAUGGAGAGAGCCUCGGGGAAGUUCUGGAGGCAGUUUAGGCUACCGGCCACGUCGGAUCUGGACAGUGUCGAGGCUCGUCUUGAAGACGGGGUUUUGAAGGUUACGGUUCCGAAGUUGCCAGAAGACAAGAAGAGACAGCCGAAGGUUGUUCAAAUCGUGGACGGUGGUGGUUCGGGUUUUGAAGAUCCCACCAAGGCCGAAAUGUGAAAUGUAAGGAGGAAAUCUUUCUUUAAAAAAAAUGGCUGUGUUUGUGUAUUGUAUGGUUGGAGCUAGGAGGCGAUGUAAUAAAGAUAUAUAUAUAUAUAUAUAUAUA